CCCAAUUUCCGCGCUUAAAAAUACUCCAAUCCCAAGGGGUUGAAAUUGGCUGUAUUAUCCAUCAACUCCGCAACCAAUGAUCCGACGACGAGUUCUACUCUGAUUGGAAAGGGAGGGAAAAUCCCAUUAUCUUACUUGCCCCCCAAAAUGGCCACCCAUCCAACCCUCCAAUAUAACAAUAGCUACUUUUUGCUGCAUCACUCGACGCCGCCAAGUUCGCCAAAGUUACAGCCUCUGGCUCUGUUCCCCGGGAAAACCCACUACAGGACGCCAUCCUUGAACUUGCAGAGCGGGAGCUGCAGUAAUGGGCGGCGGAGAAGGAGUAGUCCUCUCGCGCUGGCGGUGUCUGCAGCGGCCGGAAAUGUGGCCUGGUGGGACGCUUGGAAGCCCGACGACAAAUCCCCUUCUGUUCCCCUCAGCGACAUCUUUUGGCCUUCUGCAGGGGCAUUUGCGGCAAUGGCGAUACUAGGGAAGGUGGAUCAAAUGAUCGCGCCCAAAGGGGUAACAAUCACCAUUGCUCCAUUUGGCGCCGUCUGCGCCGUCCUCUUUACCGCUCCUUCAUCUCCCGCCGCCAGGAAGUACAACAUGUUCAUGGCCCAAAUCGGCUGCGCCGCAAUCGGGGUUCUGGCGUACACGUUCCUCGGCCCGGGAUGGCUAGCGAGGAGUAGUGCGCUGGCUGCCUCCAUUGCUUUCAUGAUCUACACCAGAUCCACCCAUCCACCUGCGGCUAGCUUGCCCCUUCUCUUCAUCGAUGGGGUGAAACUCCAUAGCUUGAAUUACUGGUAUGCUCUGUUUCCUGGUGCAGCUGGCUGCCUCAUCCUCUGUUUCAUUGUAAGUCGGGCUAGCCAUUCUUGCACAGCUCUUUGUCAUACUGGCUUUGUAGACAAAGCAACAUUUCCCGUGUCCUUUACUUUGUGUGUUGCAGAUACUCUACUGAAAACAGGAGUGUCUUCUUUGAUUUUGCAGCAAGAGAUUGUGAGCUACCUGAAGGAGAAGGUGAAGUUCUGAAUGUGCAAUGAUUAGGCGGGGGGAUAAUUUUUGGUUGGAUGAUUCAUAAAGACUCCAAUCGUAACACUACUGGGUCAAACUGAAAGCCAGGAAACCAAUUUGUUAUAAAGCAUCUCAAACAACAAUUGAAUCCAUGGGUUUAACAGUUAAGCACUGGUCUAGCGUUGUAAAUCAGCCAUUAUUAUUGAGGAUCGUCAUGAUGUGAAUACAAGACAUCUCGAUGUAAUGUUUUGAUAUUAUAUUGAAAUAUAAUUCGUUUUAGUAACUCAACAUGUUGAGAGAUAUUUAGAUAAUGGUUUCGUGUAAUUUUCUUUACAUGUGCUCCGAAUAAUUUAAAUUCUUGUUUCGUCUUUUUAUUGGACAUACAUCAACCUUUGUAAUUAGUUUUGGGAGAUGGUGUUGAGCAUAUUAGGAUCA
This is a messenger RNA of Linum tenue, 1425 nucleotides long. The record is from the annotation of a GenBank genome assembly. Lineage: Eukaryota; Viridiplantae; Streptophyta; Magnoliopsida; Malpighiales; Linaceae.